Molecule: messenger RNA, 1824 nt
Organism: Engraulis encrasicolus (European anchovy)
Lineage: Eukaryota; Metazoa; Chordata; Actinopteri; Clupeiformes; Engraulidae
Gene: lfng
Product: LFNG O-fucosylpeptide 3-beta-N-acetylglucosaminyltransferase
Exons: 8
Coding region: 137-1288 (383 amino acids)
Biological process (GO): pattern specification process; regulation of Notch signaling pathway
Cellular component (GO): Golgi membrane
Molecular function (GO): O-fucosylpeptide 3-beta-N-acetylglucosaminyltransferase activity
Source: RefSeq, a predicted model, not a curated record
CUCAACGAUUAGUGUGUGUUUUCAUACCACAGUGCCAAGACAGAAAAGAGGAUGCACGUUUGAGUACUUAGCCUAAAGAGGUUUGGAGUAGAUCGGGGUAUUUUGGAUAUACAUUGUUUAUUUUAGUUGUAUCAAUAUGUUGAAAACUUACGGUAGGAAAGCGGCGUUCUCUGCCGCGGGCGCAACUUUCGCCUGCCUGGUCGUGCUUCUGGUAGUUGCACAGCAACAGCAGAGACUACAGGUGGAUGAAACGUCCAGCGAUAGUGAAGCGGGGAUGCGCUCGCUGCAGAGCCUCAGCGACCUGGGUGCAGAAUCGGACUCUGAAGUAUCGGUAAAUGACGGACAAAGCACCGAAUCGAGGAAAGGAUUCUCUGCGUAUUUCUCUAAAUUGAGUCGCGGUAGACGGGAGGUAGAGAAGCCCACACAGCCAACCAACUCUGCGACAAAUGAGCCUCCCGCUGAAGACAUCAGCGCGGAUGACAUCUUCAUCGCUGUGAAGACCACGAAGAAGUUUCACCGCUCCAGACUGGAUCUUCUCCUGGAUACAUGGAUUUCAAGAAACAUGCAGCAGACAUACAUCUUCACAGAUGGCGAGGAUGAAGAGCUGAAGAAGAAAGUCGGGAGCCAUGCCAUCAACACCAACUGUUCGGCAGCCCACAGCCGUCAGGCCCUGUCCUGCAAGAUGGCCGUGGAGUAUGACAAGUUCAUCGAGUCUGGGAAAAAGUGGUUCUGUCAUGUGGACGAUGACAACUAUGUGAAUGUGAAGACCCUGGUGAAGCUUCUGUCCCACUACCCCCACACCCAGGACAUGUACAUCGGCAAGCCCAGCCUGGACAGGCCCAUCGAGGCCACCGAGAGGCUUGGUGACAAUAAGAUGAGGCCUGUCCAUUUCUGGUUUGCCACGGGUGGUGCUGGCUUCUGCGUGAGCCGGGGAUUGGCACUCAAGAUGAGCCCAUGGGCAAGUGGUGGCCAUUUCAUGAACACCGCAGAGAAGAUCCGUCUCCCUGACGACUGCACCAUCGGUUACAUCAUCGAGUCGGUGCUGGGGGUUCCGUUGACCCGCAGCAGCCUGUUCCACUCUCACCUGGAGAACCUGCAACAGGUGUCCCGCUCGGAGCUCCAUAAACAGGUGACUCUGAGCUAUGGAAUGUUCGAGAACAAGAGGAAUAUCAUCAACAUGAAAGGGGCUUUUCCGGUGGAGGAGGACCCAUCCAGGUUUAAGUCCGUGCACUGUCUGCUGUACCCAGACACUCCCUGGUGUCCUCCCCAUCCCCAGGUUGCCCUGUAAAGGCGACCGGCUCCUUCAGUGGUAUCCUCGUCCCUUCUCUGCCUCGGUAUCUGACAGGCAGGAGGGACCAGUGUUUCAUGUGUUUCGGGGGUGCCGUGCGUGUGUACGCUGCCGCGUGUGCUGCAGCUAGAGCACGGCCUCUGAUCUUAUUGUUGUUGUUGUUGUUGUUUUUUAAUUCAUAUUUGGGCUGCUGUGCGGCCUUCAUUUGGUCACUUGCUUCCCCAUUGCUGGUGGCUGAGCUUCCUCUUCAUGGCUGAUCCCAGGUCAGUAGAGAGAGAGCGCAGAGGCCCCACAUAAGCAAGGGGAAGGGGAUUUUUUUUAAGUGUCCAAGCUUUGCAGGCAAUCAAUUCUGCUUUUUUUGGUCCUAAAAUGAAUUGCUUGUAUUACGAAUUUGUUUCUUUUUUUUGUGGUAUUUUGCAAUUCUCAUAGAAUGUACUGUUUAUGCAUGUAUCCAAGCCUUUCGCCAGCUUUGUUUUGUGCAUUUUUUUCUUUGCUUCAACUCAUUUUUUAUGUUAAGAAGAAUCUUUUAAAUGUUU